This is a messenger RNA of Anolis carolinensis (green anole), 5971 nucleotides long. RefSeq names its product vascular endothelial growth factor A (gene vegfa). Gene Ontology annotation, molecular function: vascular endothelial growth factor receptor 1 binding; heparin binding; growth factor activity. The record is from RefSeq and is a predicted model, not a curated record. The coding region runs from base 1116 to 1766 and encodes 216 amino acids. The transcript is spliced from 8 exons. Lineage: Eukaryota; Metazoa; Chordata; Lepidosauria; Squamata; Anolidae. Gene Ontology annotation, biological process: positive regulation of endothelial cell proliferation; positive regulation of angiogenesis; sprouting angiogenesis. Gene Ontology annotation, cellular component: membrane.
GUCAACGGGGAGAGAGAGAGCAGAGGGGAGGAGUGACGGAGCCGGGAAGGAGGGACUUGGGCUGCCUGAAAAGCUGCUCCGGCGCCCCGAAAGCCCUCGCUGAGAGAGAAAGAGAGAGAAAGGGAGGGACUCCGGGAGAGAGAGAGGCAGGAGAGAGAGAGAGAGAGCGCGCUCCGGAGCCGGGCCAGUUCUGUGGGUCUGGCGCCUCCUGACAGACACUCAGUGAGUGGCGAGAGAAGAGGAAGAGCAAGCCAGGCGCGCAGAGAAGAGUGCCCUCUCCUUUCCCUCCUUCCUUCUUUCAGUGUCGAGAGAAGAGAAAGAGCCAGACACGCAGAGAAGAGUGUCCUCUCCUUUCUUUCUGGGGAAAAAAAAAAAGACAAGGCCAACCGGGACGAAGGAAAGGACUCACGCCUCUUCCCUGGGAUCGGCUGUUCGUCCAAACCUUGAUUGAUCCCCUCGGCUGCGGAGAGGGCGCCUCGCCUCGCCGUUUGGAUUUCUUUCCAAGUGGGAAAGGGACGCACACAUAGAGACACAAAGUCUUUUCUUCCCUUCGCGCCUCAGAGCUGCUGUUGCUGAGGGAGCUUCAGGAAAGAGCGUCUCCUUCUUCAGGUGGAGAAGGGAGUCAGCCCUAACUUCGUACACACACAGAGAGAGAGCUUUUCCUUAUUCAGGUGGAGAGAGGAGUCAGUCAGACCUAACUUCGUAGAGACUUAGAGAGAAAGAGGCGACGGGACCCCAGACCUUGCCGAAGAGGGGAACGAAAAUGCGCCGAAACUUUGGGGGCAAACUUUUCCCUCGUUUUUAACCCACCCGCAGAGAGAUCUUUGCCAUUUUCCUCGCUCUCUCCGGCUUUUGGAGCGGGAAGGAAAAGGAAGGCAGGUUGUUUCAAACCCCGGAGACCCAGGAGUGGCUUGGAGGGCGAAGGAGGCGUGGAGGGAGGCACGAAGCGAGGCCGAGAGCCGCGUCCUCGGCGCCUGGGGAGCCGCCGGGCUUAUGGACGGGUGAAACCAGAGCCUCCAUUCUGCUCUCCUCAGCCGAAGGAAGGAAGGAGGAAGGAGAAGAAGACCGCGGGGACGAGCCGCCAGGACUGUGCUGCCAGCCACGCUCCAAGAACCAUGAACUUUCUGCUCACUUGGAUCCAGUGGGGCUUGGCGGCGCUGCUCUAUCUCAACAACGCUGAGCUAUCACAGGCUGCUCCUGCCCAAGGGAAUGGGGAGAAGCAACACAGUGAAGUUAUCUCAUUUUUCGUGGUCUACAAUCUCAGUGCCUGCAGGCCGCUUGAAACCAUGGUGGACAUAUUCCAGGAGUAUCCUGAUGAGGUGGAAUUCAUCUUCAAGCCAUCUUGUGUACCCCUGAAGAGAUGUGCAGGGUGCUGUAACGAUGAGGCAUUGGAGUGUGUACCCACAGCAGUACACAAUGUCACUAUGGAGAUAAUGAGAAUUAAGCCCUUUCAGGGCCAGCGCAUAAACCAGAUGAGCUUCCAAGAGCACAGUAACUGUGAAUGCAGACCAAAGAAAGAAGUCAGAACUAGACAAGAAAAAAAAUCAAAGCGAGGAAAGGGGAAGGGUCAAAAGAGAAAGCGCAGGAGAGGCCGGUAUAAACCACCAAACCUUCACUGUGAACCUUGCUCAGAAAGGAGAAAGCACUUGUACAAACAAGAUCCCCAGACCUGUAAAUGUUCCUGCAAAUUCACAGACUCACGUUGCAAGUCGAGGCAGCUUGAGUUAAACGAGCGCACUUGCAGAUGUGAAAAGCCACGACGGUGAGCAGCAGAGAAGAAAGGGGAAGGGUGGGGUGGGGAACAGCCUUGGAUCUGGAGCCUGAUUAUCUCGCCUGGUCAAGAAACACUAAUCCAAAUGAACACUAAAAUGAAGGAUCAGUUGAGCACAGCACUUUUUUGAGUACGGACGAUGGACUCCGGAAGGAACAUUCCCCGAGGACCCGCACAGAAUUCACCUUUUGGAUUUGGACUGGUUUUAUUGAGAAACUUUCCUUGUCAUGCUGCUAAAUAGAGGAGCCAGGGAGAAUGGAGUGGUGUAUAUUUUGGGGACUCCCAUUUCACAUGAAUAAUAUAUAAAAUGUAUAUGUGUAUAUAUAUGUAUGCAUAUGUAUACAUAUACAUAUAUAUACAUAUCUUCUGAGUUUUAGAAACAUUGCUAACAUUGGUAUCUUCACUGGAUAUAUUCAACUGCUGUGGACACAAGUGGGCUACUUGGGGCAUAAGAAACUCUGACUGGGCCUUAGUUAUUGCCCAGUUUUAACUUUCAUACUCUUGCUGACUGUCUAAAGCAAAACUAGUCUGCUGCCCUCAAUUUGUUCUCUUCAAUGUGGUGAGAGAUAUUUGUACAAGAGAGGAAGAGGCAGGGGACUCCAAAGAUGGCACCGUGGAAUUUUAUGGGUCAAAAGGUCAAAAAGAAAAAGGACUCUCGCUUUGGGACUGAGGAAUGCGGUCAACUCUCUCCUCCCCUGGCUCACAACCUGCCUGCUUUGCUGGGACAUUGGUGUGCAUUUUUAUAUUCACCCGCAAUGGAAACUUUGUCAUGGAUCUACAUUCUGGCCUUAACGAUGGUGAACCUGCUCAUGCAAGGACUCUAGGAGGCAUCACUGGAAUCUGCAAUCUUCCUCCCUGUUGGCUACUUAAGUAAAGGAGAUAACAUAUAUUUAUAUAUAGCUAGCAGAACACGGAAGCAAGAAUGGGGACUGAUCUAUUACCAGGCAGUUGAACAGGACUAUCUGCCAUGAUUAUGCACAGAGCUGCCACUGAAGACGCUUAUGGAACAUCUCCGGAAAGGGAUAUUAAUCUAAAGUAUAUAUGUACAAUAGGCAAGGAUGUGUGAGUGAGUGUACAUUGGGUUGGUAUUUGCAUGCACCCGUACAGGCAUUUAGGGUCCUAAUGAAUUCAAAAUUGGGUAGGGAAAUUUGGAAACCUGUGAACAGUGUCCAGUGAAAGGCUACUUCUAGUGCUGUGAAUUUAUGAAGAUUUUCAACCUGUUGUGACAUGACUGUCCAGGCAUUAUAUGCUGUGCUGCAAUUACUACAUAGGUCUUUUUUUUAAAAAAAAAUGCACACUUCCACUGGUGUAUUGGAAUGAUGAGUGGGGUGAAGUCAUCUCAUUACUGCUUUUUAAAAGAAUGCCACCUAUCUUAACAUAUGCUGCCUUCUUUAUCUGAAUAUAUCUUCAGUUGCAACAGAAGCUUAUUUAACAGGACACUAGCCCGAUCCAAAUGUUAAUUCUUGUGAACUGGAGAAAUGUUGGGUCAUGUUUUUAGUUCCACCUCUCAAAAGAGGUCACAAAUGCACAAGGAGCCUUCCUGAAUACAGGUGGGAGCCCUCCGCUUAAGAGGUGAUGACUGAAUCCUGUGACAGUUGGCUUGGGGAGAACAGCAUGAAGCUAAAGGUGUAGCCCAUUACAUCUUUCACUGUGCUUAAUUCAUAUGAGUAAUGUGUGGACAGGGCUACUGUAAAGCAUAGAGAGACCAACAAUCCAUGUUUUGCAAUCUCUUAAUAUUAUUUUCCAUGUAAACCUCUCACAAAUAAUGUAAUCACAUUGUUUUCUGGAUGUUAAUGCUCUCCUGGACAAGGACUCUUUUUUAGUAAUGUGCAUCUUUAGAUAAUGUAAAAGGAUGCCAAAUUCCUCCAUGUAUUUCAUCUGAAACUUUAGGCCUUAGGUCAACAUUCCCAACUGUGUGUGCCUUCCAGAUAUGUUCCACCUCAACCUGCCAUCAUGAUGGGGCAGGUGUCUGUGAUGAGGGCAGAGCAUUUGGUGGAAGGCAACCACAGAGGCACCCAUAAGAGUUUUCUGACAUGCUGAAUGAGUGAUCUAUAUAAGUCUAGUGUCAGUAUGACUAAUCCCAUUGAUCUUGAGAGAGCUGCUUUUGCACUAGAAACCCAUGCAUCUGCAGAGCCUGGUUAGGGUUGCUAGAGCCCCACAGUGGCUGCUAUUUUAGGGCUCUUUAGGUCUUUGCAGCAUUGCCCAACUUCUUUUUAGAAUGAAGUACUGUUAAUUUUUAGAUGAAUUAUAGGUGUGUUGGUGCUGCUGUGUUAAUGUCAGGCCCACUUUGAAGCCACUAUAAAACUGCAAGAUGCACCUUUGACUCCUUUUGGUUACACACAAUUUUCCUCCCUCUAAAUUGACCCUGAUCAGAUAAUCUGUUUUUGGACCCCUUUGAAUUUGUCCAGUUGACAAGAACCCACUUGAAUAGGCUCAGAUUUUGAUCAAGGGAUACAGAAAUGCUUACGUUGGAUGAGGCUAUAACACUCAGUGCCUUUCAGCAAAAAAACACUUGAAACAAGCAACCCAAAGCACUAGGCAUCUGGGAAACAUUCUGCUCUGGAAAGGAAAUGCAGGCUACAAGUUUAAAGACAACAUGGUACUUGAAAUACUUUAAGCUUGCUGACUUCCCCCAGGAUUUUUGUUGUCCUUGUCUGGCUUUACUGACAAGCUCAGGACAAUAGUGGGGCCAUAUUGAUUGCUUUGGCAAGUUUAUAGUAUCAGGAGCCAUAGGUACAAUCCACUGGAAACACUUUGGCAGUUCUGGCUAAUAGGAAUUGAGCUGCUGUAGUACUCUGACCUUGCAAGAGUAGCAAUGAUUCCAUCUUCCUGUGGAUUGUACCCAGCACCUGUGAUGCUCCUGCAGGCUGGUUCUGAAAGGCUAUAAGUAGAAAACAAGGGUGCAGAUAUUACUAGGCUUAGAAACAGCUUUUCUGCUCCCCCCCCCCCCCCAAUCCUAAAUAAUUUCUGUAUCAUUUGCUAGCAUCCAGUAUAUAGGUGUAUGCACCUAUGCACUACUGGGUGCUUGGAUCUGUGGCUUGUCUAGUGACUUAAGAGAUCAUCAGCAAGGUCAGGUUUCACAAUCUUGGUUGCCUGCGUAUAUUUAAUGAUGGUAUGUAGGGAUGGAAUCUGAGAUAUCAGUUCUCCUGAAAUGUAGUAUAGAAAAAUCCUGGAUCCCCUCCCAUUCCUCAAGAGAUUUGGCAUUCUUGAAACUGAUAGUUGGUCAUCUGGUUGAUACUGCAAACACACAUCCUAAUCCAUUGUUGUGGAUUGUGUUGAGUGUUGGAUGCAGCAUGUAGGACAGUGUACUCAGCUCUCCUUUUCCCAGUGUGGGAAAAUUCUCAGCAUCAGAUAUAAUAUUCUCAGCAUCAGGUAAUAGGUGGUUUAUGUCAAAAUGCUGCCAAAUACUCUUGUGGACAAACAAAAAGCUGGCCUAAAAUCAACUUGUGACAAGUGUGAUGAUUAACCACUAUGGAAUCUCCUUCCAGCCAAAAGCCAAUGUGGUGUGGAUUUUGUAUGAGUGUGUCUGUGCGUCUGAAUGUGCGUAGUGUGUGCGCGCAUAACUGAAAUGUAGAUAUCCAUACUGUGCGAGGUGACAAACAUUGUUCUAUAUACUUGUUUAAUAUCCCUUUUUAAAAAAUAGAAAUUAAAAAUAAUUUAAACUAGGUAUUUUUCAGUAUUCUUUAAUAUUUAAUUUUACUAUUUAUAAAGCGUACCUCUUUUUUUGUACUGUUAUGUAUAAAAUUUUAACUCUUUUGUUCCAUUCAGUCUUUCACAAAUUGUUGGCAGAGUCAGUAGCAUGAUCAGUUAUUUAAUUAAUAUCUCUAACACCUAUCCCUACACAUUCCUUUUGAGUCAAGGAUUAUACAUCUACAUAUUAUAUAUAUAUUUGGUUAUAUGUAUGUGUGUGUGUAUAUAUAUAUAUAUAUAUGUUUAUGUAUAUGUGUGAUUCAGAUUAAAUAGACACUACGAUUUUUAUAUAUGUAAACUUCUCCCCAUCCCAGAAAUAUAGAAAAUUUUACGAUCAUUUUAUUUAUUGGUGCUACUGUUUAUCUGUAAUGUGGCAAGAAAAGAAUUCACUAGCCACACUGGCUAAUCAAGAUUCCAUAUGAAAUAUUUAUUUUUAGACAAAAAUAACAAAUAUAUCUUUAAAAAAACCAUCACUUAUGGCUUUUUUUGUAAUAAAGAAUUUAAUUCUCA